Sardina pilchardus (European sardine) is the source of this 5241-nucleotide messenger RNA. Its product is annotated as interferon-induced protein 44-like. The record is from RefSeq and is a predicted model, not a curated record. The transcript has 7 exons. NCBI's taxonomy places the organism in Eukaryota, Metazoa, Chordata, Actinopteri, Clupeiformes, Clupeidae. Gene Ontology annotation, biological process: immune response. The coding region runs from base 126 to 1496 and encodes 456 amino acids.
UUUACUAUUGUACACUUUACGGAGAGAGCUGAGAGGGAUAUUUAGUCUCGUACACCUUUACCAUACGGAGACAGCAGAGAGGGAUAUUAACUCCUGCACACCUUUACCAUACGGAGAGAGCCGACAUGGAGUCCACAAUCUCAUCAAUCGUCACCAAACUGAAUCUGGAAAUGGAGCGACAGCUCCUUCAACUUUUGCCCAAACCUGUCAGGCUGCAUCUGCUUUACCAAGCCAGCACGCAUGGGUUUAAUUUAAGCACUCUGAAGGAUAGAUUUGAUAAAGUUGGGCAGUUUAUCAUCAUCGUGUAUCUGAAGAGGGGUGAAGCAAGGGGAGCUUACCUUGGUAGAGAUUUGAAUCAAAAUAAGCAUCAGAAAUUGUUUCUUUUCAAUCUGACAUCACAACAAGCUACUUCAAUCCCUAAUAAAUCGAAGGCUGAAGCGGACGUGGACCCAUGCAAAUAUGGAAAGGCUUUCAAAUUGAGGAAAAUAGAUUUUGGGGUCUGUGUGGAUUUCUCCUCUGAUGAAGUGUACAACACAGGCUGGGCAGAGGAGUCCAUAACCAACAGGGAUGGAUCGCUCACAGAGGUGGAGAUGUUUCGGGUUCAUGAUGUUGGAGACAUUCUUCUCUAUCCCUGGAGAGAGAUGGUCUGGAAAGAGAGUACAAGAGAGGAGCUCAGGCAGAGUGUUGUGUCCCACAAGGUGUUGAGCGACUCUUUGAACAGUGCCAGGGUCCUUUUGCUGGGGCCAACAGGGGCGGGAAAGUCCAGCUUCAUCAACUCCAUGAGGUCUGUCAUGUACAGACAAGUCAUCCACCUGCCCAUUAUUGGUGCUGCACCGGAGGGAUUCACAAAGAAGCUGAAGUCCUACCCCGUCCGAGUGGAGAGAGGUGGAACGCCCACCUCACUGACGCUGUGUGACAUGCCCUCGGUGGGCGACUCAGACUCAGAGGGCCUGUCCUACUCAGACACCCUGGCUGUCCUCAACGGCCAUGUCUCCGAUGGAUACAAGUUUGGGUUUGAGAGCCCCAUUAGUCCUACAGACCCGUGCUACAGAGCCGAGCCCAAGAUGCGGGACCGGAUCCACUGCGUGGCGUUCUGUCUGAGUGCGUCGGAGGUGACGGACUGUUCAGCGACGCAGCAGAAGACAUACAGGAAGCUCCACGCAGCCAUCUCUGCCCUGAAUAUUCCCCAGGUGAUUCUACUCACGCACGUGGACCAAGUGUGCCAUGCUGUCAAGGAGGAUGUCUGCCAUGUCUACACCAGCCGUAUAGUACAGGAGAGGAUGCAGAAGGCUGCGGAGCUGCUUGGGAUGUCUCUGUCCUGCGUGUUCCCCUUGAAGAACUACAGCUCUGAGCAUGCGGUGAACUGCAACACGGACAUCCUGCUGCUCACAGCGGUUCAGCACAUGCAGGACGCUGUGGACGAUGCUCUGGAGGACCUGGGGGACACCUCUGCAGUGGGGUGCUCUUCCUCUCGGCCUCCUCCCAGCCCAGAAUAGACAAUGGGUCAGAGCCCGUCUACGGAGAGCCUUGCCACCAUUGUAACGACUUUUGGUUGCAGUUCCACCAGAAUUCCACUGGGGGCGAUCGCCUGAGUGCAGAAUGAAUGGGAGUCUAUGGAGCUAGACGGCUAAAUUUAGCUCUUUCACCCAGUUGUCGUUGAGAAAUCUCAGAUUUGAUUGUAGUUUUCGUAAGUUCAACAUGGUUAUAGGUGAAAGUUGAAUGAACGAGUACUUAAGUCCUUCCAAUUUCUUACAGGUUGAGUUGUUGCCCAUACCACGCUAGUAUUCUGCUAAUGAAGCUUGAGUGUAUGACGUCAUUUACAUUUUAAAAGACGUUUUAAAGCAAAUAAGUGACUCUAAAAAAUCAAACACAACGCAAUGCGUAAUUUCUUUGCAUCCCCUUUCGAAAACAACAUUCAAAUUAAUUGACGAAAAUUUAUAUUCUGAGAAAAGUGGAUUUUGAGGGGUAUUGCUCCAUAGACCUCCAUUCAUUCUGCACUCCAAAUGUGAGCGUCCUCAUAUGGAACCAGUGUGGAACUGCAAUCAUUUCAAAUCCGGAAGUAUAACGACAGUGGCAGUUCUCCCCUUAUUAGACAUUCUCUGCAAUGGGUGCUCAUUUGGGCUUUUAUGCAUCCUCCCUCCCUCCUUGGGCCUCGAUCCUCACUGAUCUACAUAAAGAAUGAUGGGGCGGCAACAGUGGGAUAGUCUCUAGUGUUAGUUAUAGAUCAGUGGGAACGCCCCUCGAGGAUCGAGGAGAGAUGUUGAGAGGCACCCUAUGUGGCUGCAUGGUUGAUAACAGUCCCAGCUGCACUGUACUGUAUGAUUACCCAUAUGGAAAAGAUAUAGAAAAACGAUUUUUAUAUGACAGUGAAACCAUUAUAAGAUCCUUGCUAAAUCUGUGUAACCUGAAACAUAUAAAACAUUGUAACCUGUAAGGACUAUACUGUAUAUGACGUUGUAUGAGGAAAACGAGAAAGGGGCCACUUUCAAGAGUAAAUCAUACAAGUUUUGUAUAUAAAACACAUGCUGGCAGUAUACGUUUUUUCUAUAUCUUUCCAGCCAGUCGGCGUCGGCGUCGGGGCUAAUUUUGGCCAGUUUUGGCCGACUUGACAUGUAGAGUCGGCCAGUGGCCGUCGGUCUCAAUUACCAAUCUGAUUGGUUGAGUCCUAACCCUUCGUAACAUCUAGGUAGCAGAGGACUUAGUUUAAAAACUAAUCAUUAGCCUUACAUUCAGCGAUGUAAGUUUCAAACUCAUUUUGAUAAACCUUCCUAACAUAUUUUUGCUAAAACUAAGUUUCUGAACGUGUUAUUUCAGGUUAUUCACUUUUCGUUUACUGUGCUAAUAUUAGCUAGCAAGCUAGCUAGGUUAGCGGGCGAAAAUUCAUUUAUUCCGUGCCCAAGAGAGUGUUUCGUUGGCCUCACACACAAGCAAUGGCAAUAAAAUAAUACACACUAUAUAAUUAUAUUUAUAUCUUCUUAUUGCUUAAUCAGAGAAGUCCGAAAACUAGUGGCAAUUGGUUCCGCGAAUCCUGCAUGAUAUCUACUCGGCUCGGCUGACUCUGAAGUAGGGUUGCCACCUGUGUCUGACCAAAAUCCUGGACAUUUUGGCAACCCAAUCAAGCCUUUUACUUAUAAGCAGCGGCGACCUUCAUACAUCUAACCCAUGACAUAAAUUGCCUCACUACAGCGAAACAGAUGUGUUUACUAACAUUAUUACUAUACAAUUAUUAUUGGCUAUAUAUUAUAUUAUUUUGUUUUUAUAAUAUAAUUGUAAUACUAUUCAUCUGCUAGUGAUUUGUUGAGUUAGUUGCUUUCCAUAAUAUGUCUAAUCAUUAUUAUCUUGGCUGAUUUAGUGGGCACAAGUAAAAGGUGGAUUUAACGCAUCAUAUAGAACAGGGGUGUCCAAACUUUUUGGCUCAAGGGCCACAUUGGGUCUUGAAAAUGAAUAAUAUCUUAUAUUAGAGAGAGAGCUAUAUCUUAUUAUAGAGAGAGAGCUAUAUAUAUAUAUAUACAGAGAGAGAGAGAGGCUAUAUGAAUAGUAAUUUUGUUUAAUACGGUUAUUAUGAUGCUGUUAAAUUCAUUUAUAAAUGGUGCACUGUUACUUUAAGACUCUUGCCGGCUCAGUGGCUCUCAAAGUUUAUAAAUGCUCACAGUGCAACUGCUCUUCACAUUUUUCUUACGUUUCUUAUACAAAUUAGACAUCAGUUAUCAACAAUGAGCUGGCGCUCUCUCUCCCUUUCGUGCACGCUAAAACGAUUAAUAACGUUAUGAGUAACAACGCAAAUUAGAUUUGCUGCAAUAGAGAUUCCAAAGAGUAUCAUCUCUAACAUGGUGUUUUGAUAUUGACAUUGUAAACGUUCUCUAAGAAGAGUGUAAAGCAGUUUGCAGUAGGCUAAUGUUAACCAUAACGUCGUUGCUGGAAAGAAACAGCUAACAGCCAAUGAUAACCUAAGUGUGGCGGGCCAGAUCUAUGAUAAACGAAUGCAUGCUCCGGUGUUGCAACACAGUCUCACACCCAACUCGUCGAACGAGGACGCUUGGUCAAGCCCCCUGGCGUCAAUAUCGGAAGCCGAACGUGCCCCUGCGUGUUCAUAUGCUCAAUGAGAAGCGCUGCCUAAUCGGCGGUCCGCAUUAAAGUGCGUGGCACACGGUCCGUAGCUUGAACAACCUAGAAAAACCGGGACAUUCAGUGUCCCGGAAGAAUAUUUUUUUCCCCUGGACAGACCAUUAAAAACCGGGACAAUCAGGUGAAACAGGGACAGGUGGCAACACUACUCUGAAGCCUGCAGUUAUUGGUAAUGUAUCGCAGUUCACGCACGCGCAGAACAUACAAUUGGCGUCGACGUCGCCUCGGUGUGUUCAGUGGCACUUUUUUGACCGACCAGGGGAGACGAGAGCCCGAUUGAUAGUCCGACUGCUUUUCUGCCGAUGGUCGGCCGGUCGGGUUGGUGUGUUCAGGCCUUUAUUGUUUGUCUCUGCUCACCUUUAAAAUUACGUUCAACAGGCACACAGCACAUUCCACGCAACUAAACACCCCUGACACGACUGAUUACUGAUCUUCUCCCAGCUGACUUGGAUUCGUUUCUCAGAGCAACGUUAUUAUUGUUAAAUAAAUGUGAGUUUUCAUUGCAUCGUACACGCCUUUGUCCAGUCCACCCCUUUAAUUUCAGGCUACCCUAGGCCUUAACAGUGUGUCUGAGUCUGCAGUUCCGUGGAGUUGCCAAGAGGGGGCGCUCGAUGACCAGUGUGUCUCUACCAGCAGUUCAGCAUGUUAGCCAGAGGGGGCGCUACAUGGCCAGUGUGCCUGAGUCUGCAGUUCAGCAGGCUAGCCAGAGGGGGCGCCACCACACACAGCUCGUCUCGGCUCGGCCACACUGAUAGAGAAUGGAUUUGCUUCGCCCACUCGAUUAUCUGUGCCAGAAUAUCUGGGAUUUCACUUUAUAUGUAUUUUUUAAAAUCAAACAUAUUUCACAUUAUGUCUUUUCUUACAUGAAACACAUUUCACAUUAUACAUUUUGUAAAUGAAAUAAUUUUGCAUUAUUUUUUUGUUUUAAAUGAAACUGAAUAGUCUUUCUGUCAUCAUUAACUCUGUGCUCGCUUCACAGUAAACUUUUACCUGUUGCACGUCGUGAGGCCUUUUACUUCAAGCAGUAAGUACCCUCAUGAAUCUACAGGAACACAAUUCAAUUUAAGUUGAAUUCAAUAAAAAGUUUGGUGUGCAUUUUCAGUUUUAUUUGUGUAU